UGUAACAUAAAUGGAGUUAGCUUUUGAUAGAAGAAAUAUCGAUUCUUGUUUGUACACUGUAUAUAAUCUAGAAAGUAUAACAGCUUGUGUGUGGAAAACUUAAAUUUCAGUAUAUUUGGAUGUAUUGAUGUGAAUGGAUUAAAAAAUUGUGCAUUUGGAAUUUUCAAAGAAUGAUGUAGAUUUUAUGAGCACACAUUACAAUUUCAACUCUUCAAGAUGCCGACCAACUUCAAGAACCAGAAAUACUCAUCAAUUAAAAGCGAUUGCCUAAAAAGGGGAGAGCUAUUUGAGGACCCGGAGUUCCCAGCGAACAGUAAAUCGCUGUUCUUCAGCAGGGUAGAGAACGAAAUAGAAUGGAAAAGACCGAAGGAACUGUGCAAAGUACCCAAGUUGGUUGUAGAGGGCGUGACUACUGAUGAUCUCCACCAGGGGGAUAUUGGCAACGCCUGGUUCGUCACGGCAUGUGCCAGUCUUACAAAAGAGAAGAAACUCUUCAGUACAGUAUUACCUGAUCUCAAGAACCAGGAAUGGAACGAGAAGGCCGAGAAACCAACCUAUGCCGGUGUGUUUAAAUUCAACUUCUGGAGGUAUGGCGAGUGGGUUGAAGUCGUCGUUGACGAUCGUUUGCCGACGAAAAAUGACAAAUUGGUAUUUUGUCACUCUAACACAAGAAACGAAUUCUGGAGCGCAUUGUUAGAAAAAGCAUAUGCCAAAUUAUACGGCGAUUAUGAAACACUCGUUAAUGGUCGCACGGCGGACGCUCUUGUUGACUUCACUGGCGGUGUAGCCGAGAAACUUGUGCUGGCAAAUCUGGGCCUUAAUGACCUUAACGCACAGCUCGACUUCUUUACCAAAUUGAAAGAUGCGCUAGACAAUAGAGCUCUUAUUAACUGCAAUAUUGACUGUGCGCUAGAGGAUAUAGACAAGGAAACAGCCCAGGGACUAAUCAUGGGUCACGGAUACAAUAUAACCAAACUUAUGGAUAUAAGUGUUCCUAAAAAAUUGCAGAGUAAAAUUGGACAUGAAAAAAUGUUCAUGAUACGACUUGGUAACCCCUGGGGCACUAAGGAAUGGUCAGGACCAUGGGCAGAUGGCGCUCCGGAAUGGAAUGCUCUAACUAGACACGAAUGGGAUAAAAUGGGAAUAAAGUUUGAAAGUGAAGGUGAAUUCUGGAUGAGCCUUGUCGACUUUGUCAGUAACUUUACAAACGUUGAUAUCUGCCAUUUUGUCAAUACUUCAAUCAUAUCACUGAAGAAAACUUGGCACGAGAGUGUCUUUCACGGAGAUUGGCACGUGGCGGGAAGAAAUGGCGGAAGUGACUGGAAUUCGAGAACAUUCCUUAGUAAUCCACAGUACGUGUUCGACAUAGGCGCUACUAAAGACAAAAUAAUGGUUUCACUGGAACAACACGACAUCAAUACUUCUCGACAACAACUCGGCAUUCAGCUUAAUACGAUAGGAUUCCAACUCAUGAAGGUAGAAGAAAAUCGGAGAUACAGGGUACACAUAAAUGGCGACCUCAUGUUUAAGUCCGACUACGCCAAGUCAAGAAGUGUAUUUGGGUCUAUAGAAUUGAAGAAAGGUCGCUAUGUACUCUUCCCGACAACAAAAGACGCCGGAGACACUGGCAAAUUCAUGUUACGGUUGUACACAUCAAGUCCGGCUUCUAGCAGCGGUAUAUCAUCUAGUGCUUGGGAGCUAACUGAGGAAUGCCCUAAAGCGUCAUGCUGCGGUAAGCCCCCGUUACAAGUAAGCACAAUCACUGUAGAGGGCGCCUCUGGGCUAGAAAUCCCGCCAGAUUCCAAAGUCAAAACGAUUGAUCCGUACAUAAAGAUUUUUUGUGAGGGAGAGAAGGUUAUCUCUGAGAAACUGGUAAAAACAAACAGUCCACAGUGGAACAUUAAAGCGACUUUUUACAGAAAGAAACCUGAUACAGAACCUAUCACUGUUGAAAUUUGGAAUAAUAACACUAUCAUAGAUGACUUUAUGGCAGAGGCGAGGAUCCUGGAGCCUGGAAACGAAGAAGGGGAGAAGAAGAAAUGUGAUCUGUUUGGAAGAAAGAAGGAAAAAGACGCUAUACAGCCAGGCAAUCUGCAUAUUUUCAUAAAAUCUAGUAACGAUUUAGCCUGUCUAUAAAACGAAAGGAUUCGAGAGCUCGUGUAGUCAAAAAAUAUAUUUAAAAAAAAAGAAUAUUUAAUAAGAAACUGAUGACGUAACACAAAAGGAUUCUAGAGCUGGUGUAGUCAAAAGAACUAAACAUAUUUGAUAAGAAGCCGAUGACGUAUCCCCUGCCUCACGGAUUAUAGACAAUAAUGUAGAAAAGUGUCCUUUACUGAGUAAAGUCUGAUACAACAAAGAAAGACAACAUUUUGUUUGUCAGGAGACACCGUCUCGGUAUAGCCAAAAGCAUUGACAGCUCCGAAAUACUGUCGCGCUAUUUUUUUUAGAAAAAAAGUAGUAAAGACCUUUAAAAUCAUUAUUUUUGUAUUAUAGCCGGCUGUGAUUUUUUUAACCUAUAUAGCAAGUGCUGAAAGGAAAACUGUCGCAACACCUUAAUUUGAUACGAGUUAUGGCUGUUUUCCAUUCAACAUUUGUUAUGUGAAGAUGUACCCAGUCUGAUUGUAUGACGCUGACAGGCUGAUCUUUAAUGAAAAUAGAUUUUGUUUAAACAGGUUGUUACUCAAAAAUUCUUAACCAUUAGCCUGUUUGCUCAAGUGAUCCUGCCUUUGCGGCAAGUACAAACCAAGAUCAGCCUGCACGUCCGUGAAAAUCGAUCUUAGUCUGUGCUGUUUUCAAUGAACACUCCUUCGAAUAAUGAAUGGUACUGUCCAAAUUGAAUGAAGGACCAGUCCAUUUUAAAAAAAAAAGGUUAAUGCACAAAAAGUAGCAGUUAUUUUAAUGUAUAAAGUGGGGUUUUUUUAAAUUAUGUUUAUGAUAUAAUGUUAACUGGCUUUAUGUUUAUCUGUGAUUAGAUUACAUACAGUCAACCCUGUGUAUAAUGACCAACAGUUACGGUAUAGCCAGAAUCUGUCAAUUCACUGGUCAAAAUAAACUUCAUCUGUGUCAGUCACAAAGAAAAAGAAAUGUCGUAUCAGACAAGUGGUUUUUGACCACAGGUGGUCUAUUAUACAGGUUUAACUGUAUGUCUGUUUACUGUGAUAAAAAGUUUUUACUUCUUAAAUUAUUGUUAUUUUUAUUUUUUGUAUUAUUGAUUUGUUACAAGUGUGUCCGCGACGGUAAUACGUCGUACAAAUAAUUUCACUCACGCUGUGCCCUCGUGAAAUUAUUACGCCCGAUGUAUAACCGCCAAUCGUGCAUGAAAUUUAUUAGUGUUAAAACACUCUUUUGCUAUGAAUUAUUUCUUAAAUAGAAGAUGUGCAACCGAUGAGAGAAUUCACAUUCAAUUACGUGUGUACUCAUUUUACCGAGAGAAUUCACAGUUACAUGAAUUUAUUUAGUACAUUAACAAUAUUUCAUUUAUUCCGUCCAAGUGCAUGUACUAGUUAAAGAGUGCCUUUAUUCGAUUUAUGUAUUUCUGUAAGUUUUAUGUUUUUAUAGAUAUUUUUAUCUGUUUAAUGUACAACAUCUUAAGCAAACAUUACAGAGAAGAUUUAAAUAUGUCUGUUUUACAGAUGCUAUUUUUCUUAUGCAUUUUAUACGUUUAUAAGGAAGUAUGCUUGCUCUUUUUGAGGUUGCACUAUAUUCAAUAUCCCAAAAUAGACAUACAUGCUCUUUUAAUCAAGGCACUGUGACGCUGGAAUUGGGUCGCAUUCUUUUUUACAGGAAAAACAAUAUCGAUAAUUAAGUGCUGAAUUAUAAAUUGGAUUGAGCAGAAUAAGUGUAUUCAUUGUAUAUUUUUUGGAGUAUACAUGCGUCUCAUUCAUGGUUAAGACACACAUGAGUCGUGCCUUAAAACGUCAUAUUCUUCAGUUAAUGUUAAAAAGAUCCGUUUUUUUGAAAGUCUUUCAAAUUUAGUAUUAUUCUAGGAAAUAAGACUGAUAUUUUUUUACAAAUGAAUAUAUUAUGAUCUUAUCAAUAGUAAAACAUUUUUAAAUGCACUCAAAAAAAAAAGUAUUGUGAAAUAACAUUAAAGCAUAUUUAUUUAACUGAAUACAUCAAUUUUGCCUAAAGACGUGUCUGUGUAUGGUACUUUUUAACUGACAACAGAUGAAUGUCAGAAAAUAUAUAAAUGCCAUCAAUUAUACUUGAUUUUGUUUACCAUUUUUGUACAAAAUAAAAUAUUUUUGUUAUCGCAUAAACUCAUUCAGGAAAAUAAAUAUUUUUUAUGUCCUUGAAACUGUAUGUAUUUUUUGUGUGUUUACUAUGUCACUGUUCUGUGUUUCAGUUUAUUUUCACUCAAAUCUACGGAAAUAAAGUUUUUAAUAAA
This is a messenger RNA of Mercenaria mercenaria, 4387 nucleotides long. RefSeq names its product calpain-5-like. Gene Ontology annotation, molecular function: calcium-dependent cysteine-type endopeptidase activity. Gene Ontology annotation, cellular component: cytoplasm. Bases 217 to 2136 code for a protein of 639 amino acids. Gene Ontology annotation, biological process: proteolysis. NCBI's taxonomy places the organism in Eukaryota, Metazoa, Mollusca, Bivalvia, Venerida, Veneridae. The record is from RefSeq and is a predicted model, not a curated record. The transcript is spliced from 14 exons.